This is a messenger RNA of Episyrphus balteatus (marmalade hoverfly), 3290 nucleotides long. It is a transcript of the gene Drp1, whose product is annotated as dynamin-1-like protein. Gene Ontology annotation, biological process: mitochondrial fission. The transcript is spliced from 8 exons. Lineage: Eukaryota; Metazoa; Arthropoda; Insecta; Diptera; Syrphidae. The coding region runs from base 129 to 2297 and encodes 722 amino acids. The record is from RefSeq and is a predicted model, not a curated record. Gene Ontology annotation, cellular component: cytoplasm; microtubule; membrane. Gene Ontology annotation, molecular function: GTPase activity; GTP binding; microtubule binding.
UCAGCACUGGUGCUAUAAGAACGAAGCAGGAAGAAAAAAUUUAUUGUACUGCGAACUUUUUCUGAUUGCAUUUUAAAUUAUUUCAAAGAAAAAAAAUACAAUUUUGUGUGUGAUAUUAUUCCAAAACAAUGGAAGCAUUAAUUCCGGUUAUAAAUAAAUUACAAGAUGUCUUCAAUACAGUUGGAUCGGAUUCAAUUCAGCUACCGCAAAUUGUUGUACUUGGCAGUCAGAGUUCCGGUAAAAGUUCAGUAAUUGAAAGUUUAGUUGGACGAUCAUUUUUACCCCGAGGAACUGGCAUUGUAACACGACGUCCCCUUAUUCUACAACUCAUAUAUUCCCCCAUCGAUGACAAAGAACAUCGUUCAGCCGAAAAUGGCACAGUCAAUACCGAAGAAUGGGGAAAGUUCCUGCACACCAGAAAAACCUACACUGACUUCAAUGAGAUCCGUCAAGAAAUCGAAAAUGAAACAGAUCGUGCUGCGGGCAGCAACAAAGGAAUAUGCCCAGAGCCAAUCAAUCUCAAAAUAUACUCAACACGUGUCGUUAAUCUAACACUUGUCGAUUUACCUGGCAUAACUAAAGUACCAGUCGGCGAUCAACCCGAAGACAUUGAGGCACAAAUUAAAGAUUUAAUUGUUAAGUAUAUUGAAAAUCCGAACUCGAUUAUUUUGGCAGUCACUUCGGCCAACACAGAUAUGGCAACAAGUGAAGCAUUGAAACUGGCCAAGGAUGUUGAUCCAGAUGGACGACGUACGUUGGCUGUUGUUACGAAACUUGAUCUCAUGGAUGCUGGCACCGAUGCAAUUGAUAUAUUGUGCGGUCGUGUGAUUCCAGUUAAACUAGGCAUUAUUGGUGUAAUGAAUCGAUCUCAACAAGAUAUCAUGGAUAAGAAAACUAUUGAAGACCAGUUAAAGGAUGAAGCUGCAUUCUUGCAGAGGAAAUAUCCAACUCUCGCUACUAGAAAUGGAACACCGUACUUAGCGAAGACUUUGAAUCGUCUUCUGAUGCACCACAUUAGGGAUUGUCUCCCUGAUUUAAAGACACGUGUGAAUGUUAUGUCAUCGCAGUUCCAAUCACUAUUACACUCAUACGGCGAAGAUGUGACUGACAAAAGCCAAACUCUGCUUCAGAUAAUAACCAAAUUUGCCAGUGCAUAUUGUUCAACUAUUGAAGGCACGGCCAGGAACAUUGAAACCACUGAGCUUUGUGGUGGCGCUCGAAUUUGUUAUAUUUUCCAUGAGACUUUUGGUCGUACUUUGGACUCUAUUCAUCCACUAUCUGGAUUAACUAAAAUGGAUAUUCUAACAGCCAUUCGCAAUGCAACUGGUCCUAGGCCAGCUUUGUUUGUGCCUGAGGUUUCAUUUGAACUUUUGGUUAAACGUCAAAUUCGUCGUUUGGAAGAGCCUUCAUUGAGAUGUGUUGAAUUGAUUCACGAGGAAAUGCAGAGAAUCAUUCAACAUUGUGGUAAUGAGGUUCAACAGGAAAUGUUGAGAUUCCCAAAAUUACAUGAAAAAAUCGUCGAUGUUGUGACACAAUUGUUGAGACGUCGUUUGCCAACAACUAAUGUUAUGGUGGAGAAUUUAGUUGCUAUUGAAUUGGCUUACAUUAAUACCAAACAUCCAGAUUUCCAUAAAGAUGCUGCUUUGGUACCAAGUCUAUUGAAGGCAGAUUUAAUUAAUGAGCCAUUCUCACAAAUGCAAAUGCAAAUGAAUAUGCAACGUCAGCGUCAACAACAACCGCGAACGACUAAUUCAUCACCCCAAGUUACAGCACAACAACAUCAAGAUGCUAAUGACAGACAGGAAAAUCAUCAGAAUCACAAUGGCGAGCAGCAUUCAACACCUAGCAAUUGGUUAUCAAACAUGCUUCCACCGCCAGCACAGAGCAUGGAAAAUUCAGCGACCAAUACACCAAUUCACAAUAUGAUUGCAAGCCCAGUUAAAGCUGUUAAUUUACUCCCUGAUGUUCCCAGUCAUAAUUCAGCAAGAAGACUUACUGAUAAGGAACAAAAAGAUUGUGAUGUUAUUGAACGUCUCAUCAAAUCAUAUUUCUACAUAAUUCGUAAAUCAAUUCAAGAUUCAGUACCAAAGGCUAUAAUGCAUUUCUUAGUUAACUAUGUUAAAGAUAAUCUUCAAAGUGAGCUUGUUACACAUUUAUACAAAUCGGAUAGAGCUGAGACUCUUCUCAAUGAAUCAGAUCAUAUUGCUGUUAGAAGGAAAGAGGCUGCCGAUAUGUUGAAGGCUCUAACUCGUGCUAAUCACAUCAUCAGUGAGAUUCGAGAAACUCACAUGUGGUAAAUCUUUCGUUAAAAAAAAGAGCCAGAACGUAUUUAUUUGCAUGUUUUAAACUGGUUGGUUGUUGGAGCAUCGUUAUACCGAUUGCUCUAAGAAUUGUCUAUUGUAUUCUAUUAAGCAGAUCCAGAGCUCGAUUAAUACUCGGCACUCAACCUGUUGAAACUGUGUUUUUUUUUAUAUUAAAAUUUAGGCAUUAUAUUUAUAGAAGUAAAAAAGAAUGUUUGAUAUUAUAGUGCGAAUCAUAAUAUUAAAACAAGUAAAUAAAAAUCAAACUUAAGUCAUAAAAAUAUUUCUUGGUAUGUUGUAUAUUUGUUGAGCGAAAUUGAGCUUGAAAAAUAUAUAUACAAAAUGUUUACGAAUGCACUUGUUAAUGCUAUCUAUUAAAUUUGUAGUUAAACGAAAUUGUUUACUUUCAAUCAUUAUAAAUUUAUUAUGUCCUUGUAUAAAAAAUUAUUAAUGUUCAUUGUAUUUUUUUCUUUUAAUCACUUAUACAAGAAAAUAAUAAUAAUAAUAUAACUAUGUAAUGUCCAAAGAAAUGUAUAUUACACAUUUUGAUUGCUGUUAGUCUAAAGAAAAAAAAUGUUUAUCUCUCUCUUUCUUUCUCUAUUAAGUGCAACAACACACAUUCUCAUAAAAUGAUUUUAAAUGCACUCUAAAUAAAAUUGUGUUCGCUAUUUCGCUACUUUAUUCAGUAACAUUUAUUAUUAUUAUCACACAUUAACACCAUUCAUUAUAAAUUAAAAAUAUUGUUCGCCUCAGAGAAAAAAUAAAUUUAAAAAUAAAAAAUAUUGUAUAAAAUACCAUUCCUGAAAAAACGAAGAAAAAAAAAUAAAUAAACAAUUAAGAAUCAUUAAAGCUACAUGAUUAUAAAAAAAAAAGUUUUGUGAAAUUUGUUUCAAACCAACCAUAUAAAAAGCAUACUAGUCUGACACAAUUGGUUUUGUACAAUUUGGUGAAAAUAAGAGAUUAAAUAAACGAAAAAUACUAAAAAUAUUA